AUGUCGGAUACAUUGCUUGAAAUUUUCACGUCGAAAAAAGAUCUUACAUUUUCUUCCGUUAUUAUUCCUCGCUCAGCUAAUAUACCUACCAAUAUAACCUAUAAUCGUCUGUUAGUUAUCCUUCAUGACUUUGCCAAAAAGUUGGCUGACCAAGUUCCAGCAAGUGCUUUGGCACCCGGCACUUCCAUUUCUAUCAGCUACCCCAACUCACUUGAAUUUACGAUCGCCUUUUUAGGUGUCACCUUUAUGAGAUUGAUUGCCUCACCUUUAAACCCUGCUUACACAGAAGAUGAGUUCAACUUUUAUUUAGAGGAUGCUAAAAGUUCAAUUAUCAUUUUACCCAAAGGAGCCACCAAUGUUAAGAGUAAUCCUGCUGUGCUAGCAGCUCAGAAACAAGGAGCCAUCGUUGUGGAAGUUCAUUGGAACGGUAAUUCUUUAGAAGUAGAUGCACAUGUACCACGUAACAAGUCAAUUGGGGCUCGCCGUACCAUUGAUGCGUUUUCACCCAGACCCGAUGAUGUUGCUUUACUAUUGCACACUAGUGGUACAACUGGAAGACCAAAGGGCGUGCUUCUCACUCAUCUCAAUAUUCUUACAAGUAUGAGGAAUAUUAUCAACACAUAUGAGUUAACAGCAAAGGAUCGCUCUUUAGUUGUUAUGCCAUUGUUUCACGUUCAUGGCUUAGUGUGUGGUCUUUUGUCUACAUUACUGUCUGGUGGCGUAGCUGUCAUUCCUCAAAAAUUCAGUGCCUCACAUUUCUGGCAAGACUUCACGGACAAUGGCUGUAACUGGUACACAGCUGUACCUACCAUUCAUCAAAUACUUCUUCGCAACCCACCUGCUAAGGUUCCUUCCCUUCGAUUUAUUCGUUCUUGCUCUUCCAGUCUAGCACCGGCUACUCUUGAGGCCCUCGAAAAACAUUUCAAAGCGCCAGUUUUAGAAGCCUAUGCAAUGACAGAAGCUUCUCAUCAGAUGACAUCCAAUCCAUUACCUCAUCGCGGAUUUCAUAGGGCUGGAUCAGUUGGUAUUGGUCAAGGCGUUGAAGUAGUUAUAUUGGAUGAACAAGGCAAUCCUACCGAAUUAGGUGAAGUCUGUAUCCGUGGUAAGAAUGUUACCAAAGGUUACUUGAAUAACCCCAAGGCUACUGCUGAAUCUUUCACCAAAGAUGGCUUUUUCCGUACCGGCGAUCAAGGGAAAAAGGACAAGGACGGUUAUUUGAUAUUAACAGGUCGCAUCAAGGAAUUGAUCAAUCGCGGUGGCGAAAAGAUUUCUCCUAUCGAAUUGGAUUCAGUAAUGUUGAGUCAUCCAAACGUGGCUGAAGCUGUCAGUUUUGCUGUACCUGAUGAUAUGUAUGGUCAAGAAGUCCAUGCUGCUGUUGUAUUAAAGAGUGAUGCAAAGGAGAGCGAAAAGGCCUUUGAACGUGAAUUGCAAGAAUACUGCUUGACUAAACUUGCUAAAUUCAAGAUCCCAAAACGUGUCUAUGUUACUGACGUUAUGCCUAAAACAGCUACCGGUAAGAUUCAACGUCGUAAGAUAUGCGAGGUCUUCUUCAAAGAACCUGCGAAGCCCCAAGCUAAAUUGUAA
Messenger RNA from Mycotypha africana, 1584 nucleotides. RefSeq lists its product as uncharacterized. Gene Ontology annotation, molecular function: medium-chain fatty acid-CoA ligase activity. NCBI's taxonomy places the organism in Eukaryota, Fungi, Mucoromycota, Mucoromycetes, Mucorales, Mycotyphaceae. The record is from RefSeq and is a predicted model, not a curated record. Gene Ontology annotation, biological process: fatty acid metabolic process. The transcript is spliced from 2 exons. Bases 1 to 1584 code for a protein of 527 amino acids.